CUCGCCAAUACCGAGAUUAUAAACUUCUUGGUUACGAACCUCGCGAAUCCUGAUCAUUACUUUUUGCGCAGGCCAGUGCUGAGCCCGGCAACAUACGAGCGCCAAUGGCAUGUUGACCCCGCGCCGGUACACACCUUGCUUGAGAGCGUCUGCGAUCCGCCUGUUCACGCAGCCGCUGUCAAUGAUGGCACACCAACCCCACCACCUUGCCCCUAUGAGGCAUGGGCCGUCCUCGAUCUCGACGAGCCCGCAUGGAGCUCAUACGCAAAGUUCACCCUGAGGGUGUCGUGGCCUGCAUCCUCCCCCGCGGACUUCUCCAUCCAGGUCUACACCCCCACAGAGCUCGCGUCCCACCUCGGCCUCCCGGCCUCCCCGCCCUCCCCUCUGGCGCCCGUCUCUCCGCCCCCGACGACGCGCCUCCGCUUCGCCCGCAUCCGCCUCGUGUCCACCGGGGUCCGCGCGCGCACCCACGCACCGCUCAUGCCCCCUCCCCCGCCGCCCGCAGUCGCCUUCAUCACAAUCCUCGAGCCGCUCUAUUUCACCGUCCUCCCCGCCUCCGUCGCGCCCACCGUCGCGUUCCUGGUGCUCGUGGGCGCCGCAGCGGCUGCG
This is a messenger RNA of Heterobasidion irregulare TC 32-1, 609 nucleotides long. RefSeq lists its product as uncharacterized. The record is from RefSeq and is a predicted model, not a curated record. The transcript has 3 exons. NCBI's taxonomy places the organism in Eukaryota, Fungi, Basidiomycota, Agaricomycetes, Russulales, Bondarzewiaceae. The annotation marks the transcript as partial.